Molecule: messenger RNA, 822 nt
Organism: Harmonia axyridis
Lineage: Eukaryota; Metazoa; Arthropoda; Insecta; Coleoptera; Coccinellidae
Product: putative ankyrin repeat protein RF_0381
Exons: 1
Coding region: 1-822 (273 amino acids)
Molecular function (GO): protein binding
Source: RefSeq, a predicted model, not a curated record
AUGAUGAAAAACGAGAGUAUUACAAGGAUACUUCUUGAAAAAGAGGCGAAUGUACACGCAGAAGAUAUAAAAAGUCGUACUCCACUUUUAUAUGCAGUGAAACACAAUAAAUUGGAACAGUGCAGAUUACUUCUACAACACGGAGAGAGAAUUGAAAAUAAACCUAGAAGGGUGACGAAAUUAUUCAACGCACUUUUUCGUCAUGCCAAAAAAUUGAAUAUAAAUAUAUUUACUACUGAUGUUUAUGGCAAGACACUUUUGCACAGAGUGGCUGAAAACACUCGCAUUCAAAAUGCGGUAAAAUGUGGCGAACUGCUCCUCAAAAACGGUGCUAACAUCAAUGUUAUAACCAGAAAAGGUGAUUCAGCUCUUCACCUUACAGCUGAUAACUGUUCGGGUCUGCCAUUUUACGAACUCAAGUUCGAAGAGGAUGCGGACCUCAAUAUAUGUAAUAAAAAAAAUAAAACAUUCUUUGAUGUCGUCAUCGAACGGUCUGAGAUUCUCCUAGAAGGCUUCAUCAAAUAUUUAGUCCUGGCCAAAGCCAGAGGAAAAAUUGAUAAUAAUUUUGGCACUGUGAUCUUGAAUACGAUCGAGUUCGCGGAGUACAUGGAAUGCCAAGAAGAAUUGAACAGAUUAAAGAAAAUUCAAAUCAAUAGCACAAAAUCUUUCACUUUGUGGCACAUGAUAGUUCACGAUGAUGAAAAGAUAUAUCGGCAUAGUGUAAAUGAAAGACUAGGUGAUAUCGUUGCUGAACAAAUUAAAAAGUUUCCAAUGUAUAUUGCUGAAAUAGAGAGGACUUACAAAAGCGAUUAUGAAAAAUGA